UGUUCAACUCAACGCCUUACCGUUGGUUUUAUUGGCCAGUUUCAGCUCUAUAAAUUUGGAAGAAUAAUCGUGGUUGGCUUAAGACGCCUUCAGUCAGCGUGUGUGGGCAGUGUCUCACUGGAAGGAAGUGACUGGAUGACAGCAUUUCUGUACCAUAAGAGCGUUUCACUAAGAACAGUGUUAUGAAGUGGCAAGAAUUAAUGCAAAAUACAGUGACAUUAGUCAGAGAUUUCGCCAGUUUAUACAGUAUAAACAUUGGCUGGAAUUAAAUCGACCAAGUCGUAUCAAUCGAAGAAAGGAUUUCCCCGCGGACGAAAACAGUCUGUAAAGGAGGUGGAGGGGCACUUUGCUAUUGUUCUGGCUAGCUUUCUAAGCGGCUAGUGUAUUCGUGAGUGCAUUUUUUGGCUAUAUGGCUACGAAUUUUGAACCAAUUUACGGACUUUCUGAAGACGAAAAUGAAUCCCGUGUUCUCCGUGUCAAGGUCAUCGCUGGUAUUGAUCUGGCCAAAAAAGACAUCAUCGGAGCCAGUGACCCCUACGUUAAGCUGUCCUUGUAUGUGGCAAGUGAAAACCGAGAGCUUGCAUUGGUUCAGACCAAAACCAUCAAAAAGACCCUGAACCCCAAAUGGAAUGAGGAGUUCUAUUUCAGAGUCUGCCCACAGAACCAUCGCUUGAUGCUCGAAGUGUUUGAUGAGAAUAGACUGACCAGAGAUGACUUUCUUGGACAAGUUGAUGUGCCUCUUAAUCAUUUACCGACAGAGGACCCGACAAUGGAGCGGCCAUACACGUUUAAAGACUUCCUUUUGCGUCCUCGAAGUCACAAAUCCCGGGUGAAAGGGUACCUACGUCUGAAGAUGGCCUAUCUGCCAAAAAAUGGAGGGCAGGAAGAAGAAAACAAUGAAAUGAGAGAAGAGGCAGAGGGUUGGGAAGACUCGACUGACCCAGGCUCCCAGCGUCCCCAACAGGUUCUGCCCCCACUACCCCCUGGAUGGGAAGAGAAGGUCGACAACUUGGGCCGUACCUACUAUGUCAACCAUAACAACCGCACUACGCAAUGGAAGAGGCCAACUCUUGUGGAUGUGGUGUCAGAGACCGAGAAUGACAACCAGUUGCGGCAGAUCAACCAAGAAGCCCAUCGAGUGUUCCGCUCACGCAGACACAUCAGUGAGGAUCUGGAGAACGAGCACCUAGAGCCCAGAGAGGCGGACGAUACAUGGGAAACAAUCACAGAGGAGCCUGUUGACUCUCUUAACCAGUCUCAGCCAGGCCCGUCCUUGGCCACGCCUGGUGGGCCGGAGUUCUCUGAGGAGAUCAGCCUCCGCCUGUCACUCACCCCGGACUCUAACGGGGAAAUGCCAGGGCCCAGCUCUGCUGUGCAGAGCCAUCUCUCCUCCAGACUACGUUCCUCCAGUAUGACUGAUGGGGUUAGCGAGCAGGCCCAGCCCCCCCCUCCAACGCAGUGUUCCCAGGCCAGGCGAGGCAGAGCUCAAACUGUCACAGGCGUUGAAGAGCCCAUGUCUCCAUCAGCGGCUUAUGCGCUGACCACCCCAGGCCUGCCCCCUGGCUGGGAGGAGCGGAAGGACGCCAAGGGACGCACCUACUACGUCAACCACAACAGCCGCACCACCACCUGGACCCGGCCAAUUGUGCAGCACACAGAAGACGGCACCAGCGGUUCGGCUGGAGCAGUGGCCAGCGGGGGGGCCACCCACACCGGCCACCCGGCCACCCCAGCCACGCCAGCAGGCGGGGCCAGUGGCGGCCACCUAAGCGAGCCCCAGUUGCGCCGGCCCAGGAGCCUCAGCUCCCCCACAGUGACCCUCUCCACCCCGCUGGAGGGGGCCAAUAACAUCCAGGCACGGCGAGCUGUGAAAGACACUGUCUCAAAUCCCCAGUCACCCCAGGCGUCCCUCAGCUCACCCAAGUCUCAGCACAAGACUCCCCAGAGUUUCCUACCACCAGGCUGGGAGAUGCGGAUAGCUCCCAAUGGACGGCCAUUCUUCAUUGAUCACAACAGCAGGAACACCACCUGGGAGGAUCCACGCCUGAAAUACCCUAUCCACAUGAGGACAAAAGCAUCUCUGGACCCUGGUGACCUGGGCCCGCUUCCACCUGGAUGGGAGGAGCGAAUCCAUGCUGAUGGAAGAACCUUCUACAUUGACCACAACACCAGAAAUACGCAGUGGGAGGACCCUCGGCUCCAGAGUCCCGCCAUCACAGGCCCUGCCGUGCCAUACUCGAGGGAGUUCAAACAGAAAUAUGACUACUUCAGGAAGAAGUUAAAGAAACCGGCGGAUAUCCCUAACCGCUUUGAGAUGAAGUUGCACAGAAACAACAUCUUUGAGGAGUCGUAUCGGCGCAUCAUGUCACUGAAGCGGCCGGACAUCCUGAAGGCGCGUCUUUGGAUCGAGUUUGAGUCUGAAAAGGGUCUGGACUAUGGUGGUGUGGCCCGUGAGUGGUUCUUCCUGCUCUCUAAGGAGAUGUUCAACCCCUACUACGGCCUCUUUGAGUAUUCCGCCACGGAUAACUACACCCUGCAGAUCAACCCCAACUCAGGUCUGUGUAACGAAGACCACCUGUCAUACUUUAAGUUCAUUGGACGUGUGGCAGGCAUGGCUGUGUACCAUGGGAAGCUUUUAGACGGCUUCUUCAUCCGACCAUUUUAUAAGAUGAUGCUGGGAAAACAGAUUACACUGAAGGAUAUGGAGUCUGUGGAUAGUGAAUACUACAACUCCCUCAAAUGGAUCCUUGAGAAUGAUCCAACUGAACUGGACUUGCGGUUUUGCAUUGAUGAAGACAACUUUGGCCAGACAUAUCAGGUUGACCUGAAACCCAGUGGCUCAGAUAUGGUUGUCACAAAUGACAACAAAAAGGAGUACAUUGAUCUUGUCAUCCAGUGGAGAUUUGUGAACCGGGUGCAGAAGCAGAUGAACGCCUUUCUGGAGGGUUUCACUGAACUCAUUAUUAUCGACCUUAUCAAGAUUUUUGAUGAGAAUGAGCUGGAGCUUCUGAUGUGCGGUCUGGGUGAUGUGGAUGUGAAUGACUGGAGGCAGCACACUGUCUACAAGAAUGGCUACUGCCCCAACCAUCCUGUCAUCCAGUGGUUCUGGAAGGCUGUGCUUCUGAUGGAUGCGGAGAAGAGGAUCCGUCUGCUACAGUUUGUCACUGGAACGUCCAGAGUGCCAAUGAACGGCUUUGCUGAGCUCUAUGGUUCAAAUGGGCCACAGCUCUUCACCAUAGAGCAGUGGGGGACGCCUGAUAAGCUGCCACGAGCUCACACCUGCUUCAAUCGACUGGACCUGCCUGCCUACGACACAUUUGAAGACUUGAGAGAGAAGCUGCUCAUGGCAGUAGAGAAUGCCCAAGGAUUUGAGGGGGUGGACUAAAAAGAGAGAUCACAACUGCCUGCCACUACAACUACAGACACAACACACACACACACACACACACACACACACACACACACACACACACACACACCAUGCUGCCAUUUUGCCGCAGGUGUAGCGGCGCAGACGUGCACGUUUAUGCAUGCAGGCGAGCUGCACCCGACCCUGAGACUGCUCAUAGUCUAGCAGUCAAGCAAAAGAGCAGUGCCCUUUAUGCUGGAGUUGGUGUCUGUCUCUCUGUCCUGCCUGCCUGCCUGUCUGUCUGGGCAGGCCAGAGUAGAGCGGUCAGGAGCGCAAGUCCCCUCUCCAUCUCGUUAAGACACGAGCCUCCGGUGCAUUUCUACUCUCCUCUUCUGCUGGAAAUGGGCAUGGCCCGAGUUUUUUGCAUUAUUUUAAUAAAAAAGCAAAAAAAAAAUGAAAACACAAAGACAAACUUGCAACUAUGACUUAAGCAGGUCUCACUCUACCAUAUUACCUUAGCAACACUAGCCAAGCACUGAUGAUGACAUGACCCAUGAUCAGAGUCCACUCUCCUCCCCAACAUGCCACGCUGUCCUGCCUCCUGGCUUUUUAAAUCUCCCUUUUGCAACGAAAGCUAUGAAGCAACAGGAUGGUCAUAAUCAUUUUUAUCGGAUUUUUAUCAUCCUUGUGGUUACUCGUAGGGAAUACUCAGAUGUGAUAUUUGUACCAAUAUGAUGUUUGCUCUUUUAGACAAUGUUUAUCUGUAGGCAUGAAUCAAGCCAACAGUGAAAAUCAUUGCAAGAAGGCCUCAAUUACAGAUUUAUCAUAGUGCUAUGAAACUGGCAUGAACAUGUUACUUGUGUUUGCUAUGAUUCCAUAGUAAUUUUUCUGUUUUUCUCCUGCUGGGAUGUACAAGAAGGGCUGUGGGGGAACCUAUAGGAAAUGUACAUUAGUGUGUGUUGGAGAAGGAGGGGAUGUCACAGCAGAUAUAUACAUAUUACUAUUAUUAUUAUUAUUAUUAUUAUUAUUAUUAUUAUUAUUAUUAUUAUUACUAUUAUUAUGAAGAUUAUGCUUAUCCAUGUCCAUAAUGCUGUAAAUUAAUUUCUUAACAAUUCUUUCUCAUCUGUAUGUACUACAUUAGAUGGAAGUAUUAAUGAACACAUGAACGAUUGAAGCUGUGCAAGAUGUGAUGUUGAAAGCCGCAGGCUUUUUGUUUUUUUCUUUUUCACUCUCGACAUCUUUUUUUUUCCCCCUUUCUUCUGACACACUAAACCAAAAGGGCACUUUAUAGAUCCCAUUCUUGAUCAUAUCGGCUGUCCUGCGUCUCUUAUUAACUUGAAUGAUUUUGUUUGUUUGUUGAUUUCUGCUCUUGAAAGCACUCAAUUACCUGGUGCAAUACCUAAUGUCUCUACAUCUGACUGCUGCUAACGUUUUAACACACAGUCAUGUCACCCAGACUUGGGCCCCUUCCACUUCUUUUCUAGAUUCUUCCUUCAGCCACUCACUAAACAUACAUGUGAUCUAGUAAAUUAAUGAUAUUAUUUACAUCUGUCCUCCUUUUUUCUUCUUUCUGUCUCAUUUUUAAAUGGGGUUCUUUUUUUUAUGAAUGGGGGAAUUAUCACUUAGUUUAAUUCCACAUCACCACAAGAUCCUGCAUUUCAUAAUACUUGGAACAAAUUAAAGUGAGACAUUGAACUCUGUAA
Alosa alosa (allis shad) is the source of this 5052-nucleotide messenger RNA. It is a transcript of the gene nedd4l, whose product is annotated as NEDD4 like E3 ubiquitin protein ligase. Lineage: Eukaryota; Metazoa; Chordata; Actinopteri; Clupeiformes; Clupeidae. The record is from RefSeq and is a predicted model, not a curated record. Gene Ontology annotation, molecular function: protein binding; ubiquitin protein ligase activity; sodium channel inhibitor activity. Gene Ontology annotation, biological process: regulation of dendrite morphogenesis; ubiquitin-dependent protein catabolic process.